Molecule: messenger RNA, 2384 nt
Organism: Trichoderma atroviride IMI 206040
Lineage: Eukaryota; Fungi; Ascomycota; Sordariomycetes; Hypocreales; Hypocreaceae
Source: RefSeq, a predicted model, not a curated record
GCCUUCCCCAGCUUCCGUCUUUUGUCUUGUCUUCCCCUCACACGAGCAAACCCUUGUUUUGGUCCUGUCUCUCUCUCACCCUAAUACGACGCUCACCGUGGCUAUUGCGACUCAUUAGCAGUGAUAUUACUGGCGGCUCUUGCUCCAGGUCCCCUGUCUCAGCGCCGCCCUGGAACACCCGCCAUUCCUUAACCAUCGCCUGAUCAUCGUCUCUCGUCUUCCGCCAAUCACCCAGGACCCCUAUCAUGGCUUUUGCGUUUGGUGCAAUCUAGAGGGUGGUUCAUCUCGAGUCUUGUCAUCUCGCCAUGGAACCACCCUCGACGAGGCACCUCGUUCCUUGCAAUUGAUUGACUGACUUUAUUCCGCCCUAUUUAACCGCCGGUGUGGCAGGCCGGCUGGACCCCAGAUUGCGAAUACCAUUUCUACAAUACGGAUUGCGUUUUCACCAUAAUUCGCCACAUCUCAAAGUUGGAAACAAGCCAUAUCUCCUUUUCUGCUCGACCACUUCAUCAUGUCUGAACAUCCCUCCAAGAGCAGCGGCCGUCGGCCAUCGAUGACCAAGCCCGUGCCGCCACCAGCCCCAAGAAAGGCGCAAGCCACGGGCAAGAAGUCGCAAGCUGGCGCGCAUAAACCAUACGCCUCAGGAAGCAAGGCGCACAUAAUUUCAAUACAGAAGCCUCAAGCGGCUUCAAGCAUGAUUGAGGUCGAGGCUCCCGAGCAAGUACCUCAGACCGUGGCGGGUAGCAGCGACAAUAAGCUAGAAACCACAUCCACCGAUUCUCUGGCUGUUGACAUUGCUUCUUUGACUCUCGAUACCCCCAUCAUCGAACUUCGAAAGAAGCCACCGCGCGUCCCGGCAACGCCAUUUCACUUUCUUUCUCUGCCCUCGGAACUGCGCGUCAAGAUUUACGAAUACUACUUUGACGAAGACGAAGACGCCCUAGACCUCUCCCCAGAAAACUACAAGCGCUACCACAAGAGGCUCGGCCUCAUGCGCGUCUGCAAGCUGCUCCGCGACGAAGCAACCUACUUCUUCUACGGCACCCGGACCUUUCGCAUCUUCCCCACAUAUCCCGGCAAAUACUUCAAGAGCAAGAAGCCCAUACUCGCGCGUCUCAAGCCCCGCCAGCGCGAAUGCAUCACCUCUUUGGAAUUGCGCCUCGGUCCGGGGUGGAAUGCGCCACCCAAGGGGUGGGCUGUCAACGAUGCGCUGGGGCUUCAGGACUGCAUCAAUGUGCAUCAGCUCAAGGUCCUUGUGGAAUGCGACCCCAGUGACAACAUCUUCAAGGGCUUUCGUCGCUCCGAGGGCUUUUACGAGAAAUUCAGCCGACAGCUUCUUGCCAGCGUUCUUGAGGCGCUGCCGGCGGUGAAAGUUGUUGAAUUCGAUGCCUGGUCUAGCGUCAAGAAAUCGGGCGCUAUGAUGACUGGCCUUUUCAAGGUGGUGACCGAAAAGGAGGGCUUGUCGAUUCAAUGGGGACCAGACCGCGGCUGGACUGACGCAGAGGAAGAAGAACCCGUGGCGACGGUUGGGCCAGAUCCCAAUAGGCCAAUCGAGACCGUUCCGAUCCAGGGGUUCGGAAACGCACACAACAUGGGUCUAAUGGUUGUGGCGUAAAUGGGCAUGGAGCCAUGGGUAUUGAGAUUCAGUUUGGAUCUUGCUGGAAUGAUUGUUACGAUGGAUGUAUCCUAUUAUAUGAACAGGCGCCUUGUUUUAAACCUUUGAUUACCCUUUUCUAUUCACCUUUACUUUUCAAAGCGUCAGUCUUGUUUACGGCGUCAACGGCCCCAAAUGAGGGUACGCGCUCUCUUUGCAUAGGUAGCUCAAAUAUACCACCACCCCUUCUAUAGGCUAUUACUACUCCUAAACUGUCUCAUAAAGUUGAAAACAUGGUGCAUUUCGCUUCAUUUGGUAUCCCAUAUAGAUUCAAUUUCCCAAAACUACUACUUUCUCCUUCUCCUUUCCUUAGAGCGCCCCAAGUGUAGACAGCGCAUCCCGCAGCUCCUUGAUCGCCGUCGGCACAUCGUCGAAAUUCAACGCAGAUAUCGCAAACUUGGCAUGUUUCUGCGCCUGCGCCAUGCUCUUCUGAUCUACCACCGCUCGCGAGCCGCCUCCCAGCUUGGGAAUCGGCGGCGGCGCUAUCGGAGCCGGUGCGUGGAUGGGAGAUGCAAUGGCCGGCGGGACAGAGGCCGUAGGAGCCGUCCAGGCAGGUGGCACGGAUGGGUUGAUUGGCUGAGGAGGCUGAGGAGGAGGCGCAAAGGAUGUGAAGUGCGGAGGAAGCUGGGGCGUAAUGGCAGGUGUAGGCUGGGGCGUGAAAUGCGGAGGCUGCGUAGAGAAGAGAGGUUCUGCAGGCGGAGCAGGGCUGGUGCUCAUUGGCGACGGAACG